This is a messenger RNA of Lodderomyces oxycetoniae, 2607 nucleotides long. RefSeq lists its product as uncharacterized. The record is from RefSeq and is a predicted model, not a curated record. The coding region runs from base 1 to 2607 and encodes 868 amino acids. Gene Ontology annotation, cellular component: microtubule plus-end; kinetochore; spindle pole. NCBI's taxonomy places the organism in Eukaryota, Fungi, Ascomycota, Pichiomycetes, Serinales, Debaryomycetaceae. The transcript has a single exon. Gene Ontology annotation, molecular function: microtubule plus-end binding; microtubule plus end polymerase activity. Gene Ontology annotation, biological process: microtubule polymerization; mitotic spindle organization; establishment or maintenance of microtubule cytoskeleton polarity.
AUGGCUGAGGAAAUAGAUCCAACGACUCUACCGUUAGAGGAGAGGUUGGCUCAUAAAGUAUGGAAAGUUAGAUUAGGCGCUUAUGAGGAACUUUCUAAACAAUUUCAAUUGUCACAAAGUGAACAAGAAGCUCUGUCCAUCAUACAGUCGUUAGACUUGGUUAAAAAAAUCCUACUAGAUACUAAUGUGGUUGCUCAGGAAACUGCUUAUAAGGUGUUUAUUGACUAUUUGACGUAUGGUGGCAAUGCACAACUAGUUUCGCGGCUCGUGAAGAAUCAAGAUAUCGUACAUGCAAUCUGUGAAAAGGGAUUGUCAUCGUCACGAAAGGGAACAAAAGAUAAUGCUAUUGAAAGCAUUUUGCUCAUGGUUGAACUCUUGCCUGAUCCGUCGCCAAUUGUCGAGGAAAUGAUUCCUUCUCUUGGUAACAAACUACCAAAAUUGGUUGCUGGUUGUACUACUUGUUUAACCGCUAUAUACGAAAACUUUGGCUGCAAAGUGGUUCCUCCAAAACUUAUUAUUGGUUCAUUGGCCAAGUUGUUUGCCCAUGCUGAUAAAAACGUUAGAUUGGAAGCAACAAAAUUGACCGUAGAGUUGUACAAAUGGAUGGGCGACUCUUUAUCAAAUAUUUUGUUUUCAGAUUUAAAACCAGUCCAGCAAAAGGAUUUAACUGCAAGUUUUGAAAUUGUAAAAGGAGAGAAACCAGAGCAAAAAAGGUUGACAAGGGCACAAAAAGCAGAAAUUGUAAAACAAGAAGAAGCCAAAAGGGCUGCUGCUGCUGCUGCUGCUGCUAAUAACGAUAAUAAUAACAAUGACGAAGACGUUGAUAUGAAUGAAUUAGAAGCUUCAGAAGCAUCUAAUUAUGAUCCUUUGGAAUUUGUCGACCCGGUAGAAGUAUUGGACAAAUUACCUAAUAAUUUCAGAGAAAGAAUAUCCUCUACAAAGUGGAAAGAUAGGGUCGAAGUUCUUGAAGAAGUCUUGGCUAUUUUGGAGAAAGCUCCCAAAUUGGUCACCACCGAUGAUUAUGCGCCAGUUUUGCGUAUUUUUGCCAAAAAUAUGAAAGAUGCCAAUAUACAAGUGGUCCAAUUAGCUGCCACUUGUGCCAAUCUUAUAGCAAUAGGAUUAGGCUCGCAUUUUUCUAAAUAUCAAUCAAUUUUACUAGGACCAGUCAUUGAAAGAACAAAGGAGAAAAAACCUUCAGUGGCAAAUGCAUUGGAUACGCUCCUUGAUACGAUGUUUUCUAUUUCUGGCUUGGGCUCAAUUCUAGACGAGACUGUUGAAGGGAUGAAGUUGAAAGUACCCCAGAAUAAAAUUGCUUGCGCCAAUUUCCUUCAAAGAUGCUUGGCAAGAACCACUGUUGCUCCAAAAUCGUCAGAAGUAGACUCUAUAAUCGAAGCGGGAGUCAAGUUACUUAGCGAUUCUCAGGAACCUAUUAGGCAAGCAGCUACUGAAUUGAUUGGCACCCUAAUGAAGAUCACGGGAGAGCGUCAAUUGACCAAACUGCUCGAAAAUGUGGAUGAUAAUAGAAAGGCUAAAAUAAUGAAGUUUUAUGAAACCGUUAAUGUGAAAUGCACAGCAACAGCACCAGCAGUAGCAGUAGCAAGGAAUCAAAAACAGGCACGCGAAGGAGCGGCAAAGAAAGUACCUUCUAGAACCGCUUCUUCUGCCAACGAACUUAGCUCUUCUGCAAGCUCUUCUACAAUACCAGCAAAACGUGGUGCUGCAUCGCCCGCUAAACGGGUAGAUGAUUCAAAAGUCAGUAAUUUGGGAAAAGGUCUUACUGCAAGAUCGUUAGCAAAGCCAACAAUUCCAUCUUUACGACCUCCUCAAAGCAGGCAUACGCCACCAGUAUCGGCAACCUACACAAAUUCGCCGCCACAACCAUUUGAUGGAACUGCUUUUGGUGGUAAUAACAAUAAUAAUAAUAGUAAUAAUAAUAAUAAUAAUAGUAAUAACAACAAUAAUAAUAACAAUAAUAACAAACAAAGAGAGGAGAUUGAACAAUUAAAGCUGGAGAUUAAAGCGACGCAACAAAAACACCAAGAAGAUCAAAACUUAAUAAAGCAGUUGGAAGCUCUUAAUGAAAGUUUGAAAGAGGAAAUCAUUUCUUUGAAAUCACGAUUAGAAUCUGAAAACAGGAGCCAUUCAAUCACCAUAAAUCAUAAAGAAACCCAGUUGAAUAAUUUGAGAAUAGAGUUGGAGAAGGCAAACUAUAAGAUCAAAAACUUGGAACAAGAAAACGAAAUUUCAAAGUUGCAGCAGUCCAAUAAACUGUUCCAUAGUAAUGGUGCUAGUUCCAGGUUUGUUUCAUCAGGAGGAGUUUCCAAAUUCAAUCCACCAGAUAUAAACUCGGGAGUUAAGCGUUUAUCAAUAGGUGGAGAAGAACAGCAAAUUAGGGGAGAAAAUUCCAAUUUUGCAAACAUUGCACCAAACAGCUACCACAGGCCAUUGUACAAUACUUCUGUUUCCACUAAUACCACUACCUCUACCAAUGCAAUGGAUGUGGACUCGGGAGACGAUUGGAAGAGAGCUGCCGAAGUGACCUCACAAUUGAAAGCAAGGAUUGAGAGAAUGAAGGCACGAGCUAGAACUCCUCUUAAUGUGGAGUAG